AUGAGCUUUUAUUCGAACCUUCCAUCUGCUGGCCAAUCCAAUCAGGGGUCUCCAACAAGUGGUCGAAAUGGAGUGGGGUUAGAGCCACUGUAUCCGACUAUUUUUGAAAUAGUGUCAUCACAAGAAAUCGAUUCCUUGCUACCCACAUCGAUACGGUAUCUAUUAACAAAUCACUUAGUGGCGAACUUUCCUAACAGGUACACUCUGCAGCUGAAUAACUACUUUCACGAGUGGUUUCAAGCGGUCAAAGGAUUUGUUGAAUGGUACCAUUUAAAGACAUACAAUUCUACGUUUAUUGACCGAUUCUAUGGUCUGCAACUAUUCAAUUCAGCGGACAGGAACCUGGCCUUAACGCAAUGUUUGAAUCCCCAGAAUCGGAAUGCGUGGCCUCAAGCUUUGCAACUGACUCAAAUGCAGAAAAAAGUGGUUUUUUUGGAAAGGAUUAUUUUCCCUUACAUUCGAACCAAGCUUGACGAAAUUUUUGAGAGACUAUCUGUGAGCAACAUAUUUGGCAGUAAUGAGACUGAAGAGAAAUGGAUCAAGAGGGUGUUCCUGAAAAUUUAUCCAUUUAUCAAAAAAACUCUUGCGUUAUCCAAUUUAUUUGUUAAGUUAUUGUUUUUAACUAAAAGAACGGGAUCGGUGUCGUCGUUGCAGUACUUGUGUAAUAUAGAGUACACAACUAUGAAAUCAAUGUCACCAGCACUGCCAAAUUUUAAGGAGACGAAGGAAACGGAUAGCAGGUUGAGGAAAACAAACAUAUCAUCAAUUGCGGCAGUUCUACAAAGUAAACUAUCCAUUAUACCCCGGAUUUUAGCGUUCAUGGGUUCGCAAUUCUUCCCCACAUUUAUAUUCAUGCUGAGAGUUUAUCAAUGGUGGACUACACAGGAUAUGACUGCGAAGUUACAGAAGAGACUGAAUGACUUAGAUAAAGACAUUCCAAGGCCACCUGUCUCGUCAGAUGGUGACGAAAGGAAGGAUCAGAAGGACGUUACUGAGGUAUGUCCAGUGUGUGAAAAGGCCAUACAAAACCCCUGUGUCUUGGAAACGGGAUAUGUGGCAUGCUACCCAUGUGCCGUUAGCUAUUUAGUUGAUCAUGGGGGCCAUUGUCCCGUGACUGAUAAGAAAUUGUUAGGAUGCACAUUCAAUGAAGAAUUGAAUGAGUGGGAAGUUGUCACGGGUAUCAGAAAGCUACUAAUCUGA
Molecule: messenger RNA, 1200 nt
Organism: Saccharomyces kudriavzevii IFO 1802
Lineage: Eukaryota; Fungi; Ascomycota; Saccharomycetes; Saccharomycetales; Saccharomycetaceae
Gene: PEX12
Product: ubiquitin-protein ligase peroxin 12
Exons: 1
Coding region: 1-1200 (399 amino acids)
Biological process (GO): protein import into peroxisome matrix; protein monoubiquitination
Cellular component (GO): peroxisomal membrane; peroxisomal importomer complex
Molecular function (GO): ubiquitin-protein transferase activity; protein binding; zinc ion binding
Source: RefSeq, a predicted model, not a curated record